Messenger RNA from Caenorhabditis elegans, 712 nucleotides. RefSeq lists its product as uncharacterized. The record is from RefSeq and is marked reviewed. NCBI's taxonomy places the organism in Eukaryota, Metazoa, Nematoda, Chromadorea, Rhabditida, Rhabditidae. The transcript has 2 exons. Bases 34 to 156 code for a protein of 40 amino acids.
GCCUGGUUCAUCACAAGAACUUUCAUUUCGCAAAUGAUAUCCUCUCAGAUGAGCUGUCAAUGUGGCAUGUGUUUUAUACGGACGAUUACAAAGGCAGCAAUAGUAUCGUCCAUCAGGUGGGACUUCCUGUGGAGAAGGUGUAUUAGGAGCUUGUGAUUCUUGAGAAUUCAGAUAAUAAUAUGUUUUUCCAUUUUCGGAAACGAUUGGAGGUGGUGGCGAAGGAUCACCGGUCUCAAGUGCUUCGCUCAUUUCUUUUCUGAAAUUAUUGGAAAAUUAUUUUGAUCUCCUUACGUUCAGAAGGAGGAGCAAGUAAAGAUAUUUGCGCAGGUCACGGAAUACCGUGAUAAUGAUUUUCGAUUAAAACUUUAAAAAAGAGAGAGAGAGAGAGAGAGAGAGAGAGAGAGAGAGACAUUCGAUGGAAUUAUUCUAAAAAGCUCGACCAUUAGUACUGCAUUGAUUUACAAAGAAGGCAAAAACAAUGACGCUUUUUGCGAAAACUGGAAUAGGAGCGCCGCAUGCGCAUGUUCUUAUUUAACUAUUUUUAAACGGCAUUAUAAGCUUUGCUCUUAUAGGAUUCUACGCCUCAUCCCGCUACGAAGCCUGGCAAAUCAGAUAUUUUCUAGUCUACGUGUUGGUUAAAUGUCUGAUAGUUUAUUAAGUUCAUUAAAAAAGUUUAGUUAAUUUACAUACAAAAUAAAUAGUUAUAACGUAA